Molecule: messenger RNA, 2155 nt
Organism: Scomber scombrus (Atlantic mackerel)
Lineage: Eukaryota; Metazoa; Chordata; Actinopteri; Scombriformes; Scombridae
Gene: fbxo3
Product: F-box protein 3
Exons: 12
Coding region: 19-1389 (456 amino acids)
Molecular function (GO): protein binding
Source: RefSeq, a predicted model, not a curated record
GAAGAAGUGUUGCUAACAAUGGCAGCUUUGCAGGAGUUACAGAUGGAUCUGCUCCCUUCAGACCCGCUGCUGCACAUUUUAUCCUUUCUGGACUUCAGAGACUUGAUCCACUGCAGUUAUGUCAGCAGGAGGUUGAACGAGUUGUCCAAACACAAUCCGCUGUGGAAAUCCCACUGCUCCAAACACUGGCUGCUGACAGAUGCGGAGCGGCUGCAGAGCGGUGAGUCCUGGUUCUGUCUCUUUAAGCAGUACUACAGAGACCUGGGUCGGUACAUCCAGUACUACGCGGUGCUGAAGAGAUCCUGGGAGCAGCUGAAGAGCUUCCUGCUGCAGCGAUGUCCUCGCAUGAUCGCAUCGCUCAAAGAGGGAGCCACAGAGGUGGAGCUUAACGACAUCGAGGCUCAGAUCGGCUGCAGACUUCCAGACGACUAUCGCUGCUCGUAUCGAAUCCACAACGGACAGAAGCUGGUGAUCCCCGGGCUGAUGGGCAGCAUGUCUCUGUCCAAUCACUACCGGUCGGAGGUUCUGCUGGACGUGGAGACGGCGGCCGGAGGUUUCCAGCAGAGGAAAGGAAUGAGGCGCUGUCUGCCGCUCACCUUCUGCUUCCACACCGGACUCAGCCAGUACAUGGCUCUGCAGCCGGCGGAGGGCCGCAGGAUGUACGAGAGCUUCUACCCCUGUCCUGAUCAGACGGCUCAGGAUCCUUCAGCCAUCGACAUGUUCAUCACAGGUUCCUGUUUCUUAGAAUGGUUCACGACUUACGUCCAGAACGUUGUGACGGGAGAGUUUCCGAUCAUCAGAGACCAGAUCUAUAGGUACGUGCACGAUAACAGCUGUGUGAUGACCACCGAUGACAUCACCGUCUCUGUUUCCACUUCCUUUCUGCCGGAGCUUUCCUCCGUCCAUCCGCCGCACUUCUUCUUCACCUACCGCAUCAGGAUAGAGAUGUCGAGCAGCGCGUCUCCUGAAGCCGCCUGUCAGCUGGACAGCCGCUACUGGAAAAUCACCACGUCUGACGGCAACGUGGAGGAGGUGCAGGGACCCGGCGUGGUCGGAGAGUUUCCCGUUAUGACGCCUGGAAAAGUGCACGAGUACGCCAGCUGCACAACCUUCUCCACACCGUCAGAGUACAUGGAGGGUCACUACACCUUCCACAGACUGGCCAAUAAGGAGGAAGUAUUCCACGUAGCGAUUCCUCGCUUCCACAUGAUCUGCCCUCCGUUCAGAGAGCCGCUGGUCCGCACGAAGCCGUCGACCAAUCACACGUCUCGCUUCGACGACCACGACGACGACGGCGAGUACUGCGACGGAGACGGAGACGACUUCGGCGACCUGAGAGGAAUCAACAUGGCCGCCUUGGAGGGGGCGUGGUGCCCUCGACACAUCUGACCUCUGACCCCCCCAUCACCCCUCCUCCUCCUCCUGCUGUCGUCAUGGAUACCAGACAGAUGGUAAACACAGUAAACCUGGAUGAUUGACAGGCAGCAGGGGAUUCUGGGAAAGGUAACCAGAAGCCAUAAACAGGGCAGAUUGGUCCCGCCUCCCAGCUGUCAAUCAAACCAAUCAAACAACAACAAAAACAACAACAACAAAAACAAAACAUUAAAAAAAAUAGUGAAAUGAGUUUUUAUAGAAAAUCGUUUUCCUGUUUAAAACUUUACUGGUGAGUGAAAGUGUCUGACGAGCUCGGACAAGAAGGACGAAGGCGGUGACGUCAUCCUUCGCUUCAGAGGACCGGCGCCGAUGUUUUGGCGGGAACACUAAAAAAAAACGACUUCCUGUUUUGAGACGUAGAACGAACGACGUGGAAAAUGUGCGAGAAAAGUUAUUUUUUAUUAUUCGUAGAGUCAAAAGUUCUGCAGCGGUUCUGUUCAUCUGUGGUUCAGAAAAACUAAGUAUUGAUUUAUUCUUAUUAUUUUUCUUUCAAGCUUUAUUAUUAUUAAUUUUUUGCUUUAUUUUUUGGUGGAUUUCUGGUUUUUACCUCAUCGAGCUUCUAAAAGUUACUCAGAUAUCUGAAUCAUCGUUUUAGUCGUUUUAGUUUUAAUAAGCUGGUUUAAGUUUCUCUCUCAUCUGAUUUAUUGCUUUUUCUCUUUGUGAAACAUUAUAAGUGAAUAUCUUUACUUAUCUUUACUUAUCUUUACUUAUCUUUACUUAU